Molecule: messenger RNA, 1341 nt
Organism: Pseudophryne corroboree (corroboree frog)
Lineage: Eukaryota; Metazoa; Chordata; Amphibia; Anura; Myobatrachidae
Gene: YEATS4
Product: YEATS domain containing 4
Exons: 7
Coding region: 343-1026 (227 amino acids)
Biological process (GO): regulation of DNA-templated transcription
Source: RefSeq, a predicted model, not a curated record
CUGGGGGUUAGCAGCAGCUAGUAGCGGACGGGUACAGCGACCAGUACGUCACCGCGUGGCACCACCCCCUUGAUUCAAUCGUAGGUGCGCCCGUUGCCCUGACAAAGAGGAGGGUGCCUGGCUGGACUGUACCAUUCUCACAAUAGAAUAGGAGGGAGUUCGAGUGCUGCGGAAGGUUUGCAUCAGGACUGCGGGAACGGCCUGAGCCGCUGAAAUUCCCGCACCGGUCACCGCGGCGGCCGCUGUCUCCCCGUCACUGUCCGGUCGCUUCCCGCGGUGAGUGGCGCUGGCUCACCAGUGAGCUGCCCCUGCCCCUCCCCGGUCGCCUCCCGCUGCUGCAAUAUGUUCAAGAGGAUGGCUGAAUUCGGCCCGGACUCCGGAGGGAGAGUUAAGGGAAUUACAAUUGUGAAACCUAUAGUUUAUGGAAAUGUGGCACGAUAUUUUGGUAAGAAAAGAGAAGAAGAUGGACAUACUCACCAGUGGACAGUUUAUGUGAAACCCUAUCGUAAUGAGGACAUGUCUGCCUAUGUCAAGAAAAUUCAGUUUAAAUUGCACGAGAGCUAUGGAAAUCCUCUAAGAGUGGUUACCAAGCCCCCUUACGAAAUUACAGAGACUGGCUGGGGAGAAUUUGAGAUAAUCAUAAAAAUAUUUUUUAUCGAUCCAAAUGAAAGACCAGUUACAUUAUACCAUUUGCUGAAGCUGUUUCAGUCUGACACAAAUGUGAUGUUGGGGAAAAAGACCGUAGUUUCAGAGUUCUAUGAUGAAAUGAUCUUCCAGGACCCUACAGCCAUGAUGCAGCAGCUUCUGACUACAUCCCGCCAAUUAACCCUUGGAGCAUAUAAACAUGAAACAGAAUUUCCAGAUUUGGAGGCAAAAACCAGAGAAAAGGUUGAGGCUGCCAAGAAGAAGACCAGUUUUGAAAUCUCUGAGCUAAAGGAGAGAUUAAAAGCCAGCCGGGAAACUAUAAACUGUUUGAAAAAUGAGAUAAAGAAACUUGAAGAAGAUGAUCAGUCUAAAGAUAUAUAAAUGGCUGCUCUUGCUGAGAGUGCUAUGGAUGACUGCCAACUGCCCAGAUUUUUUGUUUCUUUUUUUGUUUACUGUAAAUAUUUUUUUUAAACUAUUUGCCAAUAAGUAUUUACUUGUUUGGAUUCUACGGACUUACAUUUUUUUUACAUGUAGUUGAAACUUUUUUGCUAUAUUUGUCCAAACAACUGUUCACAAAGGAGAGACACCAUGUAGACUUACAUUAAAAGCAACACAAAUGGUCUUAUGAGAGAAACCUUCUAACGUAUGUUAUGCUUAUUUUUUAUUUUAUUGCUAAUAUUCACCAGGGUUCCUGUA